AUGUCGGCCCGCGUGCCCCCUUCCACUCUUGGCAGUCUGCUGUUGGCCGUGCUGCAGGGGGGGGAGGAGGAGAGGGACCGGAGCGGCUGGGGGGGGGCUGCCGUGGUCUGUCCGGGCUGGGAGGAGGGCGGAGAGGGCGUCCUGUCCCACCUCCAGAUGCACAGCGGCACCAACUGGAACCUGUGGGACAUCAUCGACCUCACCCACAUCACGGGGGACGGGGAGAGGCACGGCGAGGCCAGCGAGGAGACCCGGGAGGACCAGAGGGAGGAGGAAGCACUCAGGAUACUUUCAAGUCGCUUCCUCCGCUCCCAGUCUCCCAUCUCGUCUGUCCUGCUGCUGGGAUCGGAUCCUGAGUGUCUGUCGUCUGUUUUACGCGCCGCCCAACGCCUUUCGCCCACUCUGCCCGCGCUGCAAUGGAUCAUGGGAUACCCGAUGUCUCCAGAUGCUCUCCACACUUUGGGCGGACCGCUCGGGCUCCUGGCUUAUGGAGAAGUGGGACGUAAGCCUUUGAGUUUCUACAUAAGGGACGCGUUGCACUUGGUGAGUCGGGCUGUUACCGCGGCGGCGCUGGUAAGGCCGGACCUGGCGCUGGUGCAGAGUAUGGUGAGCUGCUACGACAAGCUGAGCCGGCCGGACCGACCCUCUUCAGGACCUUAUUUGGCCAGGUUUCUGUCCAACACAUCCUUCACUGGAGCCACAGGUCUGAUCCAGGUGGAGCCCGACCACUCGCGGGUGCUCUCCUCACAGCUCUUCCACGUCUGGAGCCUGAAGAGGGGCGCUCUUGGGCAACCGGCCUGGGUCACCGUAGGACAGUGGACUCGAGGCACUCUGGAGCUUGAGAACGGCAUUCUGGGAUUAGUGGGAGGGUUUGGAAACAGCCAGGGCCAGGGCCUGGGGGCGGGGGUGAGAGGCGGAGAGGGGCAGAGCGAAGGGGUUGUUUUUGCGAGGUGGAGACCUGGUCUGCCUGUGGAGGGCCACCGCCUGAGGGUGGUGACGCUGGUGGAGCACCCCUUCGUGUUUACGCGGGAGGUGGACGAGGACGGCCAGUGUCCCGCGGGGCAGAUGUGUCUGGACCCCAGGACCAACCGCACUGAUGUCAUCAACAACCUGUUCAACCAGCUGCACAACCCUAACGCCACGGCAGCGGACUGGGACGGGCCUGCUCCAAGUCAGGUCCGCAGUAAAGACACGGCGGCUCCCAUAGGUGCUUUCAUGUGGCCCCUGCACUGGUCCAUGUGGGUGGGCAUCUUCGUCACGCUGCACCUGACCGCGCUCUUCCUCACGCUGUACGAGUGGAACAGCCCGUUUGGUAUGACUCCCCACGGCAGGAACAGGCUGCGCGUCUUCUCCUACUCCUCCGCCCUCAACCUCUGCUACGCCAUACUGUUUGGGCGGACGGUGGCCACCAAGACUCCAAAAUGCUGGACCGGCCGAUUCCUCAUGAACCUAUGGGCCAUCUUCUGCUUACUGGUGCUGUCCAGCUACACUGCCAACCUCGCUGCCGUCAUGGUGGGGGAGAAAACCUUCGAACAAGUCUCUGGUAUCCACGAUGACAAGUUACAACACCCCUCCCUGGGCUUCCGCUUCGGGACAGUGCGAGAGAGCAGCGCUGAGGACUACAUGAAAAAGAGCUUCCCCGAAAUGCAUGACUACAUGAGGCGCUUCAACCAGCCCACCACCCCCGAGGGCGUGCAUAUGUUAAAGACAGAUCCCCCUCUGCUGGAUGCGUUCAUCAUGGACAAGGCUCUCCUGGACUACGAGGUGUCCAUCGACGCAGACUGUAAACUGCUGACUGUGGGAAAACCCUUUGCUAUUGAAGGCUACGGCAUCGGUGUUCCCCAAGGCUCCCCUCUUACCCGCAACGUGUCGGAGUUCGUGAGCCGCUACAAGUCGGACGGCUUCAUGGACAUGCUCCACGACAAAUGGUAUAAGGUCGUGCCCUGUGGAAAGAGAGUGUUUGCUGUAACGGAGACCCUGCAGAUGGGCAUUCAGCACUUCUCGGGCCUGUUCGUGCUGCUGUGUAUGGGCGUGGGCGGGGCCUUGCUGACCUUGGCGGGGGAACACACCUUCUAUCACCUGAUCCUUCCUCGUCUGCGGCGGGCCAACACGCUGCAGUACUGGCUGCACACGAGCCAGAAAAUCCACCGGGCGCUGCACACCACAUAUGAGGACGUGGGGAAAGAGCUAACAGGCUUUGAGGAAAAACCCUCUUCUUGCAUCUCUGAGAACUGCACGUUGCAUCGGAAGCAGCACCACCAGGCCCCGCCCCCUUCUCCCCCGACGUCACUUCCUGCUUCGCUCACAGGGAUCGACACAGGCGCCUCCUCCUCGCCGUCCCAGGACCACAAGGAGAAGCGCGUUCACUUUGACCUGGAAACACUGCACAGCUACCGCCUUCGCACACACACGGCCUCGGUCCGUGGGCGCCCGGGCAUGGUGGGGCGUCCCGGGCUGGGCUUGGGCAUGGGUGGCCUUGGCUUGGGGAGCUUGACUGGAUUUGGAUCGCCUGGUCACAUGAGCCUUCACGUUAACGGAGGACCUCCAUCGGUUUUGGCGUCCACUGGUUUGGUCCUGUCCCCACUGGGAAGUAGGCCAGGCCAGACCAGUCUAUGGGAAGGGGAGCUCCAGGAAUUGCAAGGGAAAAUUGAAACUUACCGAACCCAAUUACGGGAAGCUUUGGCACGCAGAGCGGAGAUCCAGAGCAGCAUUGAACGAGAAAGGAGUGGAUUUGUGCGACGGGAUACGAGUUUGGAAAGACAGAGGAUACAAACUAUAAACACGGACAGGAGUAGCUCAGUCCAGCCUAAGAUUCCUGAACGGGACAGGACGAGCCAACUCCAGACUUUGAACAAUCAGCAGGUGGGAAGAGCUAACCAAUCAGGAGCGAGUUUAGACUUGAAUAACAGUUUGGAAAGAGGGCGGUCCAUUGAGACACGAUCAUUCAAUUUGCUCACAGGAGAGAGGACUGUCCAAUCGCGCAAUUCCGCCAGUUUGGAAAGGAACCGCGGAAAUCAACAGGGAACAGUCCAAUCACGAAACACUUCCAGCCUGGACAGGCAGAAGGUCAACCUUACACGGGCUCUGGACACUAAUCCAGCCACUGUGAACCGGACCUGA
This is a messenger RNA of Knipowitschia caucasica, 3120 nucleotides long. The record is from the annotation of a GenBank genome assembly. NCBI's taxonomy places the organism in Eukaryota, Metazoa, Chordata, Actinopteri, Gobiiformes, Gobiidae.